GUAUAGGAGCAGGUGAAGACGCGCCAUCCACUCAAAAUCAAUAGAAACGGCAAGACAAUUGACUAUUAUGGUCAAAGGAAAAGGAGUCACAGAUGCGAGCACCACCGCUGCCACUGCCGUCGUGGAAGGUCCCGAUCUCAAUGCAUCUCGAUCACCCUUUGACAAGAAAAUUUAUCGCCAGAUUUUGUUACCCAACGGGUUGCGAGCGGUGCUGGUGAGCGAUGUUGUUGCUAUGACGCAAGCCUAUAAUCUUGGGGGGAUUCUAGAUGAUUUCAGUGACGACGACGACGACAGCGAUUGCAUGGACGUCGAUGAAGCCAAAUCCGAGGGAGGCGAGACCAGUGGCUCGUUGUCGGAAAGCUACGACGAGGGAGAAAAAGAAGAAGCCGGGGGCCUUCGCAACGCCGCAGCCGCCAUGGUCGUGGGGGUUGGAUCCUUAUACGAUCCGAAGGAAUGCCAAGGGAUGGCGCAUUUCUUGGAGCAUCUUUUGUUUAUGGGGAGCGAGAAAUAUCCCGAAGAAAAUUGCUACGAUGCAUACAUGAGCAAGCACGGUGGGAGUGACAACGCGUACACCGAAAACGAACAUACCGUCUUUCACUUUGAAAUCCCACAGGAGCAGCUCAGUGGCGCCCUAGACCUCUUUGCCCAGUUCUUCGUGUCACCUCUUUUGAACGAAUCGUGUGUCGAGCGAGAACUCAAGGCGAUCGAGUCGGAAUUCAUGCUCGCCAAGAACUCCGAUUCGUCUCGUUUGCAACAACUCAUGGCCUAUACCUGUGGACGAUCCUUCGAGGAACAUCCGGCUUCGAAAUUUGGAUGGGGAAAUUACCACAGCCUCAAGACUCUUCCUGAGAAGGAAGGCCACGACCCGUUGAAAAUGCUCCGGACCUUUUACGACGAGGUGAGUGCAUCGAUGUAAUUGUUUCAUUAUUUUGUGCGCGAAUCUGGUCGGUUGUGAUGCUGAUUCCCGUAUUUUCGUUUUGUUUUUCAUUCAUUGGAUAUUCGGACAAUGUGGUUUCGUUUGAACACUAGCAUCAUUAUGCGUCGAACAUGCGAUUGGCAGUUGUGGGAGGAUACCCACUCGAUUAUCUACAAGAGCAGGUAUUAAAGUUUUUUUCCGACAUCAAAUCGAAGGACCCUCUGGGAUCUUACACUUGGGAUCAGCAUUACGAAUCACCAAUGAAGUCCUACGGGCUACCUAUGACAGAGUCGGGAUUGAAAAAGAUUUUUUAUGUUGCUCCGGUCAGAGACAGGCAUUCGCUCUCUGUGACAUGGCAAAUCCCGCCUCAGAACGUAAACUGGAAGGCCAAGCCGUGCGAUUAUCUCGCCCAUCUCAUCGGUCACGAAGCAAAAGGAUCCCUGCUGGCGUUCCUCAAAUCAAAGUCGUGGGCUUCGGGACUGUGUGCCGGAGUUGGGGACGAGGGAACCGAAAAUUCCACGGCCUACGCAUUGUUCACGGUAACGAUUAAUCUGUCCGAAGAGGGGGUCGAGCACUGGAGAGAUGUCGUUACCGAGCUGUACCGGUAUGUUGGUAUGUUGCGGCACUACUGUAGGGAAGAAGGUGGACUCCCUGCUUGGAUCUACGAAGAACUUCGAUCCAUUUACGAGGUUGCGCAUCGUUACGCCGACGAAGAACCACCGGAGGAUUUUGUUGUAGACUUGGCGGAAGAGAUGUCACCUUGGUUUAACACUCCUCCGGAGCGUUUGCUAGACGCCAGCGGGCUCUUGUUCGACUAUGACCCCGGAACUGUCCAAAAUCUCUUGGACAACUUCUUUUCGCCCUCGAAUGCGAGAAUCGAUCUUUCCUCCUCGCAGUUCGGUCGAUCGAGCAAGUACGAAGAAACCAACGGAUCAGGGUCUGCGUCUGUUCCUCCCAGUGUCGUCGAUUACUACAACAACUUCGAUCUGGAACAGAACGCUCUUCCCCCCUCCGACGAACUCUUCGAUCCCGCCGGGGCCGGUCCCCCCCACAUCGAGCCGAUUUUCGGCACCCCGUUUUGGUGCCAGCGGCUGAGCGCAUCUCUCCUGGAAGAGUGGACGCACCGCGCCGAGCCCGGGCUGCCGCCAUCGAGCUCCCCGCUGGCCCUCCCUCAACGGAACGGGUUCGUUCCGACCGAUUUUUCGCUGAAACCACUGCCACCGGCGGACUGCGACCAUCCCCUCCUGAACUGUUCCAUCAAGCUGCAAAUCCCCGUCGGGAAGCGGAAAGAAUGGUUCCCGGCAACCGUGACGCAAUACAACGGCACGAAGAACCAGAUCCUUUGCGCCUACGAAGACGAGGACGAAAAAUGGCACCGGUUGGACGUGCCGAGCUCCGAGCUGAAGCACGGGCGGUUGACCUCUCCGGAUUUCGAGGGGUCGCUCGACGGCAAGAAGAUAAAGUACAGGAUCGUGUCCAUGGCGCUAGAGGGGGAGAGAGCCAGCCUCAAGUUCGGGGACGAGAGCGACUGGGACGUCGAAGACGGCAAGGCGUUCCCCGCCAUACCGCCCAAGGCCCCGCCCGACCGGCUCCCCAAGCUCGUUGCCAACACGAACGAGCUGAAACUCUGGCACGUCCAGGACCGGGUCUUCAAGCGGCCCAUCGCGGAGCUCCGGCUGCAGCUGAACUGCGCGGAGGCCAACAAGACGGCCCUGCACGCCGCGUGUGCCGACCUCCUGGUCAACCUCGUGUGCGACCACCUCACCGAGGUGACCUACAUGGCCAGCGUCUGCGAGAUUGGCUCGUCCCUCUGCACCAACGACGGUGGCCUGGCGAUGCGGGUCCACGGCUUUAGCGACAAGCUGAUGGACCUCUUUGUCGUCCUGCUGGAGACCCUCCUUGGGUUCCGGAACAACGACACGGGGGCCCUCCCGGAGGGUUUUUGCGAGCGCCGGUUCGGCCUGGUCCUCGAGAACUACCGGCGGUCCUGCCACAACAGCGGCAUGAAGGCCAAGGCCAUUGCCAGCGGCGUCCGGAUCCGGAGCAUCUGCCGGAACGGCAGCUACUCGGCGCGGCAAAAGCUGGAGGCGAUAAGGACCCUGGGCGUCCCGGCCUUUGCGGAAGCGGCCUCGGGCCUCCUGGCCAGGAUCGGCGCGGAGGGCCUGCACACCGGCAACGCCUCUUCCAGGGACGCGGUCGGGGCCGGGGAGGCCGUCCUCCGCCUCCUGAAGGCGAGCUCCCCCGGAAGCGGCGGGGGCCUGCCCCGCAAGAAGUACCCGGGCAGGCUCGUGUACAAGCUCCCGGCCGGGACCACCGAGCGGACCUGCGUCUCGAAGAACCCCGGGGAGUCCAACGCGGCGGUAGAGUUCUACCUCCAGGUCGGGAGGGACGACACCCGGGUGCGGGUGCUGGUGGACCUCUUGGUCGAGCUCAUGAACGAGCCCAUGUACCACCAGAUCCGCACGAGGGACCAGUUCGGCUACAGCGUGGCGUGCGCCUCGCGGUGGACGAACGGUGUGAUCGGCCUCCACCUGUCGGUGGUGAGCGCUUCCCGGCCCGUGGGUGAGAUCAGGGACCGGAUCGAUCGGUUCCUCCGUGACUUUCGGUUUUCCCUGGCGGAGAUGGCCCCCGAGGUCUUUACGGGCCACAUGGUGGGCCUGGCCAAGGAGAAGCUCCACAUGGCCAAUUCCCUGGCCGAGGAGACCACGGACCUGUGGGAGGAGAUCCGCGACGGCCGGUACCUGUGGGAAGCCCAUCGCGAGGAGGUCGCCUGCCUCAAGACGGUCACGAGGGAGGAGGUGCUGGAGGCCUACGACCGGUACGUCUCCCCCGACCAAGGCACGGCGCGGAGGCUGAUCGUCUCGGUGGCGGCGAGCGACGGGCCCGCCUCGGCCGGGAGGCCGGGGGUGGAAUUCGAGGCCGCGGGGGCCCACAACGACGGCUGCGUCGAGUCCUUCCACGCGCUGUGCAAGAACCAGACCUACGGCAAAAUAUACUGAAGGGACUUUGGGUUUGGAAAAGGCCCUGUACUAGUACUAGUUCGAGUGUUAGACAAAAAA
Pseudo-nitzschia multistriata is the source of this 3975-nucleotide messenger RNA. Lineage: Eukaryota; Bacillariophyta; Bacillariophyceae; Bacillariales; Bacillariaceae. The record is from the annotation of a GenBank genome assembly.